Messenger RNA from Helianthus annuus (common sunflower), 1281 nucleotides. RefSeq names its product probable serine/threonine-protein kinase PIX13. Gene Ontology annotation, molecular function: ATP binding; protein kinase activity. The transcript is spliced from 5 exons. NCBI's taxonomy places the organism in Eukaryota, Viridiplantae, Streptophyta, Magnoliopsida, Asterales, Asteraceae. The coding region runs from base 2 to 967 and encodes 321 amino acids. The record is from RefSeq and is a predicted model, not a curated record. Gene Ontology annotation, biological process: protein phosphorylation.
UAUGUUUCAAGUUUUGAACGAAGUUCCUGCAGAUUUCCGAAGUCCAAACCCAAGUCUGAACGUAUUUAAGUUUGCUGAUUUAGAAAAAGCUACAAGAAAGUUUAGUCUAGAUUCGCUAUUGGGCGAGGGAGGAUUUGGAAAGGUGUUCUUAUGUUGGGUUGAGCCGAACACAUUAGCCCCCACAAAACAAGGUGUUGGAGUUGCAGUUGCUGUCAAAAGGCUCAAUCACGAAUCCCUUCAAGGAUAUGUUGAAUGGAUGGCAGAGGUGAACUUUUUAGGAUAUAUGGCUCAUCCUAAUAUCAUUAAACUCUUGGGAUACUGCAUGGAUGAACCUGAGCGCUUGCUUGUUUACGAGUACAUGCCAAAUAAAAGUUUGGAUCGCUUUUUAUUCACAGAUACCCCUAAUAUUGCGGUGCCACUGUCUUGGCGAACACGACUUUUGAUAAUGAUAGGAGUUGCCCGUGGGUUGACAUAUUUGCAUUCUGCAAAUGUCACAUAUCGUGAUGUAAAAUCCGCUAAUAUAUUACUGGAUGGAGAUUUUAAUGCAAAACUAGCUGAUUUUGGACAUGCUAGACGUGGUCCUGAAACCGAGGGAACUCAUGUUAGUACAUGUGUGGUGGGAACCUAUGGUUAUGCAGCCCCGGAGUAUGUCCAGACUGGUCGUUUGAAUAUAAAGAGCGACGUUUAUGGUUUCGGAGUGGUUAUGUUGGAAAGUAUAACAGGCCAAAGGGCAAUAGAUCGUAAUAAUCAGCAUCAGAACUUGGUGGAAUGUGUUACUCAGAUCAAAUCAGAUAAAAGAAAGCUAAAGAAAAUAAUGGAUCCACGUCUUGAAGACAAGUACCCCUUAAAAGGUACCUCUGAAUGCUUUGAACUUGCAUUAAGAUGCGUUGUACACAACCCCAAGGAAAGGCCUUCAAGUGAACAAGUUUUACAGAGUUUGGAACAAAUACAUGGCCUUUACAAGUAACCUUGAACUUAUUGUUAAGCGCUGUGUACUGGUAUGAGCAGUGGCGGAGCAAGGAUUUUUUUUUUUUUUUUUUCAAUAGGGUCAUCUUUCUUCGGUGUUCAAAUUUUCAUAACAGAAAGUUAGAAUUUUCGGGUCAGUGCGGGGCGACCAAGUAGUUCUUGAACCCAUAUACCAUCAAAAGUGCCUUAAUGAUUCAAGUAAGUUGGAUUUUUAAAAUUUAUUUUUCAUAACUUUGUUGUUGAUGGUGUUUAUUUUUGUUAAUGAAUUCAGAAGAUUUGAUUUGGAGUAACGUCAACACUGUUGUAGACAUUGGA